Carlito syrichta (Philippine tarsier) is the source of this 982-nucleotide messenger RNA. It is a transcript of the gene PLAUR, whose product is annotated as plasminogen activator, urokinase receptor. Gene Ontology annotation, cellular component: plasma membrane. The transcript has 5 exons. Lineage: Eukaryota; Metazoa; Chordata; Mammalia; Primates; Tarsiidae. The annotation marks the transcript as partial. The record is from RefSeq and is a predicted model, not a curated record.
GCCAGCCUACCACCUUUCCCCGGGGCCGCUACCUCGAAUGCAUUUCCUGCGCCACCUCGGACAUGAGCUGCGAGAGGGGACGGCACCAGAGCCUGCAGUGCCGCAGUCCCGGGGAGCAGUGCCUGGAGGUGGUGACCCACCGGACCCUGGAAGGUAAGCAAGGGUCUCUAAAUGAUGAGACACACUCCCGUGGCUGUGGCUACCUCCCUGGCUGCCCUGGCCCCACUGGCUUCCACAAUAACUACACCUUCCACUUCCUGCAGUGCUGUAAUACCACCAAAUGCAACAGGGGCCCAGUGCUGGAGCUUGAAAACCUGCCACAGAACGGCAUCCAGUGUCACAGCUGUGAGGGGAACAGCACCCAUGGGUGCUCCUCCAAAGAGACUUCCCUCAUCGACUGCCGAGGCCCCAUGGAUCAAUGUCUGGAAGCCACUGGUACUACUGGUCUAGGGAGCCCCGGCUAUACGGUAAGAGGCUGUGCCACCGCCUCCUGGUGCCAAAGCCUCCAUGUGGCUGACGCCUUCAGCCUGACCCAACUCAGGGUCUCGUGCUGUACCACAAGUAGCUGUAACUACCCAGGCCAGGAUAUCCAGCACCGCAGUGGGGGUGGCCCCCCGCAUGGCCCUGCCCGUCUCAGCCUCACCGUCACCCUGCUCAUGACCGCCAGACUGUGGGGAGGCACUCUCCUCUGGACCUGAACCCAAACCUCCCCUCCUUGCCCUGGCUGGAUCCAGGGGACCUCUUUGCCCCUCCCUCAGCUCCCAGCCCUUUAGACGUGCUGUGUCACCUCAGGCCAAUGUGCUGACUACUCUGGGCCUCAGUUUCCCCAGCUAAAAAACACCUAUUUCACAGAGGUGUGAGAACCAGAGGGGAAAAACUGGAGAAAGGCUAUUGGCCAGCAGGACAGCUCUUGUUAUUAUUAAUAUUAUUGCCGCUAUUUUGUGUUAUUAUUAAUUAAUAUUCAUAUUAUUUAUUUUAUACU